Molecule: messenger RNA, 2308 nt
Organism: Drosophila takahashii
Lineage: Eukaryota; Metazoa; Arthropoda; Insecta; Diptera; Drosophilidae
Gene: sens
Product: senseless
Biological process (GO): regulation of transcription by RNA polymerase II
Molecular function (GO): DNA-binding transcription factor activity; RNA polymerase II cis-regulatory region sequence-specific DNA binding
Source: RefSeq, a predicted model, not a curated record
GAUACGGACGUGUUCGUCUCCAGUGAGUCAAGAAUUCCGCACAAGAAUAUAUGCCUAAAAAUCCAUCGAAGAUCUGUUACAAUCGAAGAUCAGUCCGCUAAAAAAAAAAAGUGAGAGAUUUGUGCAGUGUGAAAAGUACUGAAAGAAAUCAGCCAAAGACUGUAUACUAAAAAUUAAAAAAAAAAUAACUCCCAAGUUAAGAUCCGAAAUCAAAAUGAAUCACCUUUCGCCGCCGCCAUCGCCGCACUCGCAGCAGCCGAGUCCCGCAGGAUUGGGCUGCCAUGGAGCAGCUUUGGACAAACAGUGGAUGCAGCGGGCGUCCGCCUUCAACACUGUGAUAGCCUCCGCCGCGGCCCAGAAACUCAAUGGGAGAGAUCUGCCCUUUUUGUACAACCCACUGCUCUACUCGAGUGCCCUGCUGUGGCCCCAAUUCCUCUUGUCCUCCGCCACGGCAAUGGGUACGCCCCUGACCCCCAUGACCCCCAAGUCACCCGCCUCUGUGGUGCUGGGUCAGCGGGAUCGCGACUUUGCCCUGACCCCCGAGAAGGAGCACGAACUACAGGUGGCCCAGCAGGAGGAUCAGCAGGAGCAGGAGCAGCAGCUGGACGAGGACAUGCCCCUGAACCUGAGCACCAAGGAGCGCAGCAUCACAUCGAACCCUUCUUCCUCCAAUCGGGAUCGGGAUCAGUAUCACAGUAGCAGCAACAACAGCAGCAGGAGCAGCUCGAGCAGCGAAGUGGAGGCACUGCAUCCGCUGACCUCGCUAAAUGUGACACCGCCUCCUUUAAGAGCAGUUAACCUGAAGAGUUCGGGAACUCCACAGCAACAACGCCAGCGAUCGCAGGGCAAUAUCAUCUGGUCACCGGCCUCCAUGUGCGAAAGAUCGGCGAGGAGGGAGCAGCAGUAUGGAUUGAAAAUGGAGCAGGAUCAGGAAUACGAGAACGAGGAGCACCAGGUGGAUCCCAUUGUGCGAAAGUUCAAGUAUGAGCGCAGGACCGCGUCUAUAUCCUCCCUCCAAUCGCCCAUCUCCUCGCUGUCCGCUCCGCCCACGAACUCUGUGCAGGAUCUGGAAUUCGAGGUGGCCCAGCAGCAGUUGUACGCCCAUCGCAGUGCCUUCAUGGCCGGAUUGACGGGCAACAACCUGGAGCUGCUCACCCAGCACUUGCAGAAGCAAAAGAGCGAUCAGCCGAAGGACGAGAAUCAUCAGCAGGAUAACCGCUCGGCAGCCGCUCUCAUGAAUUUGGUGGCAGCCGCCGAAUUUGGCUAUAUGCGUAAUCAACACCAACAGCCGCAGCAGCAGCAACAGUUGCAUCACCAGCAGCAGCAACAUCACCAGCAGCAGCAGCAGCAACAUCCUGACUCGACGGCCACAGAUGUUGCGCGUCGCUCGUCCUCCUCAUCCUCUUACCAAGGUGAAAACGAGGAGAAGCGCAGCGGCAGGAAUUUCCAGUGCAAACAGUGUGGCAAGAGCUUCAAGCGUUCAUCCACCCUGUCCACCCAUCUGCUCAUCCACAGCGAUACGCGGCCAUAUCCCUGCCAAUAUUGCGGCAAGCGGUUCCACCAGAAGUCGGACAUGAAGAAGCAUACCUAUAUACACACGGGCGAGAAGCCCCACAAGUGCACCGUCUGCCUGAAGGCCUUCAGCCAGAGCUCCAACCUGAUCACGCACAUGAGGAAGCACACGGGCUACAAGCCCUUCGGCUGUCUGCUCUGCGACCAGUCCUUCCAGCGGAAGGUCGAUCUCCGGCGGCAUCGGGAGAGUCGCCACGAGGAGGCGCCACCGCUGGAGGAUCUGAAGCCUUUGAAAAUGGAGGUGAGCAGCAGCAGCUGCUGACCAAGGCUGGGAUGAGGAGGAUCCCAAUCCAGUAUUAGAACCAGCCGAAGGAGCAGAAUCACAGUUGGCCCUAAGUCUAAGUCGUUGCUAUGAAGCCAAAGUUUGUUUUGUUUAGGCCUUCGCAAAGAUUUAUCCUAAUCUUAAGAGCUAUUUGUUAAACCUAUGCUAAGAUACUGCCUUAAGUCUGUACAUAUUUAACCCAAGAACAAGACUCUUCUUAUAUAGUAUAAUAACUAAUAUUUAAUUUAUUGCAUUAACCCUUAUUGAUUUGGUUUAAACUUAACCCAAAAUUGGCAGCUAAACGUACCAAAGAACAACCUCAAACAAAUGAAAUACCACUUGGCGACCACUUGUCUAAAUUUAGUUUCCUAACUUAUUAAGGUUUACCCCAUUUAUUUAUACGAUUUAUGCGAAUUUUUAGUUUACUCUUAUUUUGUAAUCCACCCAUUGACUUUUAUUGUAAUUAUAUUUAUU